Coniophora puteana RWD-64-598 SS2 is the source of this 1944-nucleotide messenger RNA. RefSeq lists its product as uncharacterized. Bases 255 to 1178 code for a protein of 307 amino acids. The record is from RefSeq and is a predicted model, not a curated record. The transcript is spliced from 4 exons. NCBI's taxonomy places the organism in Eukaryota, Fungi, Basidiomycota, Agaricomycetes, Boletales, Coniophoraceae.
AUAACGACCCCUUCUUCACUGAGGCAUUUACCUCAACACGCCAGUUUCCUGCUGAACAGUUCACGAAAGAACAAGAAAGUAUUCAGACGACCUUCAGGAACCCUGACCGAACCUCGUCCUCGCAUCAAGGAACAGACGCACUGAGACAAACUUUAACCGAAGAAGCACAGAAACGUCCACGAACCCCGUAUCAAUAACGUCACAGCUGGCCUGAAGCUGAGGCAAAGACAGAGAAACAGGCGCACGCCGUAGUCAUGUUAUUUUAUCUCACGUCGCGCAUCGUAAGCUCGGGAGUCGCGUAUCUCUACCCGGGCUACGCGUCAUACAAAGCACUCUCCCAGCGCCCUGCGAGUGAAGACGAGCUAGAGCGAUGGCUCAUGUACUGGUCUGUGCUCGGCAUCGUGUUUGGCGUCGAGAAUGCUGCUGAGUGGCUCAUAUCCUGGAUACCGUUCUACUACACCUUCAAAACCCUCUUUCUCCUCUACCUCGUCCUCCCGCAGACACAAGGCUCCUCGUACCUCUACGUCUGGCACCUGCAGCCCUUCCUUGCCUCACACGAGUCCGAGAUCGACGCUGGGCUCUCGCGCGCCAAAGCCCGCGCAUACGAGUUCAUCGCGGAGCGGAUGAACGCACUUUGGAACCAGUUCGCGCCCGGGUUCCUUGCAAACGCGUACGCCGCGCAGUUUGCGCCUGCACCGCAGCCUGAAGCGGCCGGCGCACCGCCCAGCAUGGGUGACCCCGCGUCCGGUCCGAUGGCGUUCGCGUUCAACGCGUGGCGGUCGUACGCACCGGGUCUUAUCGCCGCAGGCACGGCGAUGGUGCAGCAGGGCACGGUGGCUGCUCAAAAUGCGGCUGCGAACGCGAAUGCCAAGGCGAGGGAGUCGAGGCCGAAGGGGUCGAGGAUGGAUUCGGGCGGAUCUGCCAGGGAUAGGCGGCGAAGGCUGGAGAAGGAGCUUGCGGAGCUGGGAGAAGAUGAAGAAGAAGAGGAAGGGGAGGCGGUGCUUGUUCCUCGCGCGGCUGGGGCAUCGUCGCGGCGCCGAGGAGCGAAGAAGGGUGAGGCCGAGGGGUACGAGGUGGAGGAACACGAUGAAAGCGGAAGUGGCGGGGAAGCGUCAGGUGGAGCCAAGGCUGCAGGUGGCGGCUGGUGGGGCUGGGGCGCACCCGCGGAGAAGCCCUAGGCGGAACGAUUGAAAUCUACCUCGUCGAUUGUUGUUAUGAGACCCAUGGUAUGGACGCCUUUCGUAGGUAAACCGAGUAACAAGCACGGGCGUUAUCAGGUGUUAUUACGUGGACACAGGUGCACACGAAACAUAGCAUCGAAGUCGAAUAGGCGAAACGGCGAUCGUAAGAGCGCACAUGGUGCGCGCCUGAAAUGCUGCGGGAUGGAAGCGGUGUAUCAGCAUCACAGAGAGGAUCGGAUGAGCGUCGGAGGAAGAGGAAUACCGCCAUAUUUGUGGGCGCCAUGAGCGAGUUGGGCAACAUUGUUUCUCCCGGAAAUCACCGAGCCGAGCAAAGAGUUCGGGGUGAGCUUCUUGAUACUGCUUCGAUCCGUGUGUUUGAUUGUUCUUCACCGUACUGGAUCCUAUUGAUCCUGGGUCGGGGCUGGACAGGCGUGAGCACCCUACACACUAUUUAGGCUACACGUUCCGUAGUGGGCGCACUGACUUGAAGGAAGUUGAGGGAUCUGGCAGCUGUUCGCUGACAAGUAUCCAUGACAUGGGUGACAGGAUGUCUCAGAAAGAUCGAUAAAUGGUCGAUUGAAUGGUAAUUGAGGAGAGCGUCGCGGGAUGCUUUUGGACCUUUCGGGUAGAAUGCAACAAGAAUGCAGAAUGGGCGCAGAUAGGCGCUGGACUGCGCCGACUCGGACGCUCCCCGACGAUGGCGAACAGGUGGAGGCAAGCGAUCGCCAUCAAAAGCAAGUGACAGCGUCAGUUGUCAGUGUCC